Salvia miltiorrhiza (redroot sage) is the source of this 1522-nucleotide messenger RNA. Its product is annotated as agamous-like MADS-box protein AGL27. The record is from RefSeq and is a predicted model, not a curated record. Gene Ontology annotation, biological process: positive regulation of transcription by RNA polymerase II. The coding region runs from base 547 to 1134 and encodes 195 amino acids. The transcript is spliced from 7 exons. NCBI's taxonomy places the organism in Eukaryota, Viridiplantae, Streptophyta, Magnoliopsida, Lamiales, Lamiaceae. Gene Ontology annotation, cellular component: nucleus. Gene Ontology annotation, molecular function: protein dimerization activity; DNA-binding transcription factor activity, RNA polymerase II-specific; RNA polymerase II cis-regulatory region sequence-specific DNA binding.
GGUGAAAAUCGAACGCUAAAUUCCUCGAGUAAUUUACACCACCGUUCCAAUACAUUCGUAAAAUCAUUAAUGUGGAUAGUAAAAAAAAAAACUAGCUAUAGACAUAAAAUAUUUAUUUUAUUGAUAAUCUCAAACAACUUGUUUUUUUUUUUUUUUAAUUAAAUCUACCCUCCCAUUCCAUUCCAUCCAUGGGAAUUGGCAAUUUGGCAUGCACUUGAAUGCUAGUUAUGGGCACAAACCUAACACUGUCAUUACUGAGCUAAUCCAAAUCCAGCAAACGCACAUUUUAUAUAUUUGGAAACUACAGAGAGGCGCCGAUGGCAGCGACACUAAGCAAUACGCCAAGUGUUUGGGCCCUCCCUUCCCUUCCAUUACGUGGAUGCUCAAUACUCAGUCAUCCUCUCCUUCCUUCCAAUUUCCAAUUUCCAAACAAGAUUAAUAUUCCCUUCUGCGUUUCGUUUCUACCCAUCCCGCAUCUAACUUUAUCCCAGAUUCGCUUUCCUCCUCUCAUUUCCAGACCUAAUUUUCCAUUUUGGGAGAUAAUCAAUGGGGAGGAGGAAGCUCGAGAUUAAGCGAAUCGAAGAUAAGAGCUCGCGCCAGGUUACCUUCUCCAAGCGCCGCAAUGGAUUGCUCAAGAAAGCUAAAGAGCUAUCGGUGCUCUGCGAUCUGGAUAUCGGCGCCAUAAUCUAUUCCUGCCGAGGCAAGCUCUACCACUACUGCAGCACCAACAGCUUGAGUGAGAUCCUGCAACGAUAUCAUAGUCGUGCUGAGACAGAGGCAGGCCCCUCCACUCAAGUUUGUGAGAAACAGGCUAAAUAUUCGCGUUUCAUGACAUGUGAGGAGCUCCUACAAGUAGUGGAAAGGGAGUUUGAGGAGCCAUCCGCUGACGACCUCAGCGUCGCCGACUUUAUGCAUCUUGAGAAACAAUUUGAGACUGCACUAAUACAGGCCAGAGCAACUAAGACACAUUUGCUUCUGAAGACUAUAUCAAGCCUUGAGGAAAAGGAAAAGCUGUUGGAGGAAGAGAAGAUACUGCUGCAGGAGAAGAUCAACGGGAGCAAGGGCAAGAGCAAGACGAAGAUACCGACGAUCGAUCUCAACGCGCUUCCUUUCGAGGAGAGAAUGAGUGAUUAGCUCAAGCUCUCAGAAUGUAACAAUGUCGUCGACAAAUAAGAGUGUCAUCAUCGCCACCAUACAGUAACAAUAAACACAUUCAUAGCUUUGUUUUUAUUACAUUCUGAAAGCCCGAGCAAAUCAUACAAUUUCCUCUUUCUUCUCCAGUUCGAUAAGCAUGAGUGAAACCAGCCAUGUAUAUAUAGUGGAUAGAAACAAGGAAAAGCAAUUUUAAGUUUUUAACAUCCGUGGUAAAAUGUAAAAAAGUAAAAACACUACGUCCAAUUGUAUUUGUAUUUCUAGUUGCGAGGUGCGAUGAGGAUUGGCCAAAUUAUGCGGUGGGAUAUUUAAGUUGAGAAAGAUACUCCACUUGUGAUUAAUUCUACUUAAAUCUACGUUAUUUAGUCUA